AUGUCAAACACUGGUUCAAAUGAUGCAGACGGAAAAUAUUCUCAUCAGGGCUGCACAAGCGGGUAUCUCCGCCGGGCGAAAAAGAAAGGAAAGACAUUGGCGCUGCGCCGAAAACGAUGGUACGCCCUCGACGGUGCAAUUUUUUCAAAGCAUUUUUACGAGCACAUUAACAUCCAGGGAUCUGAAAUUGAACGACUGGGCAAAACAUACUUCGCCAUAGUUCUCAAAUCUCUUGCAGAUGGAGAGGCGGCUUCAGAUUUUGAUCAAAACAACCUCAUCUUACACGCAAAGACAGAAGAGGACUGCACUACUUGGGUUAAAGCACUGAAGUACGCGUCCGUGAGACGAAUUGAAAACCAUUACACUAUCGGACCAUUGAUUGGGGAGGGUGGUUUCGCACAGGUUCGCCUCGGAAAGUGCAUCCAUACCGGAGAACCGAAGGCGAUUAAAACGAUGAAAAAGGAUGAAGCCUACGCCAAAAUUUUCGGAACAGAAGUUGCGAUUAUCAAGAAAGUUAAUCACCCAAACAUUGUGAAAACGUAUGAUGUUUUCGAAACUUCGAUGCACAUUCACAUUGUUAUGGAAUACCUAGAAGGAGGGAUGCUGUACGAUGCAAUAGAAGACGGUGUGAGGUUUGACGAGGAAGAUAUUGCCCAAUUCAUGCGAGAGCUCAUCGAUGGUAUUCUGUAUCUUCAUGACAUGGGCAUAGUCCACAGAGAUCUAAAACCUGAGAAUGUGCUAUGCAAGAGUAGGAAGCCCCCACUUCACGUGAAAAUUGCAGACUUUGGCCUGUCAAGCCUUUCAAGCGUGGCUGGGCAUAGGGCUAAUCAAAUGGUGAUGUCCACUGUGAUAGGAACCCCGGAAUUCAUUGCGCCUGAAAUCGCGAGAAGAGAGGCGUACACAGAAAAGGUUGACAUCUGGGCCUUGGGGAUGCUUUGCUACAACGUAAUAUGUGGUGCUCUUCCCAUCAAUGAAAAUAUGGAUAUCCUUCCUCAACUAAUGGAAGGAGUAACACUGUCCUUUCCGGAGCCAGAGUGGAGAAUGUACAGCGAACUGUCUCGUUCUUUUGUUAGAGCGCUGCUUUGCAAUGAACCGAAAAAGAGAUUGAGUCCGUUAGGAUGUUUGGUGCAUCCCUGGCUUGAAAGCCACAAGCCAAAGGAAUCAAACAAAGUUGGGGCUCACGGACGAGUCUCUGCGGCUUUGCUAAGGCAAGAACCCAGUAACAGUUUUCGUUUCAGCAGGUCAGGAUUGCUAUCUCUAGCCUCUCGGGAACGCGUGAGGUUCAAGUAUAGCUCUGAUGUUAAAAGGUAUUGGAAGGUAGCCUACAUGGCUGUCGUAGCAGUGAACUGGUUUGACUCGUUUAUUCAUCCUGAACGUUACAAGACUUUUGCUUCUGAGUCGCACGCGAAGAGAACAUCUCAUACAAGCUCGCGUGAAGGCAGGGAAUCGGAGAACAAUGGUGAGCAGUCCAAUGAUUUUUGUAUGCCAGAUACGGAUAUGGCAAUGUACGCCAGCGAUACGGACGAUGAUUCGGCAGUGUUUUCUCCUUUCUUGUCAAAAUCAAUUACUGAGGAAGAGCAGUCAGGAAGGCUCUUAAAAGUAAUCCAAUCGAAACGAAAGUCCACAGGCCAGGAAAACAAGUUGACAGAGAAAGUUAGCUCUCUGCGGCCUGGGCACACGACUGCUCCAGGACGUAUACGUAGUUUUGAAGGACAGAAGAAAAACACCAUGAACAAAUUCUUGAGUGCAAUUUCCCAAGGGAGAGAGAAGAGGCUUGCACCAGUGAGGAAGUUCUCCAAGAGACUUGGCCUCAUCGGUGAAGACAAGAAAAGAAGAUCCGCGGCACUGUCAUCAAAGUCGAAGGCAGACUUCGAUAUGGACCUAAAGAGUCUUAACGUGGUGUCUGUUCAGGACGGGGACAUUCAGGGCUUGGAUGAUUUUGAAGACUCUGUUGUGUCUUCUCCUUCUUCCUUGUUUGGCAAAAGGCAUAAAUCCUUGAUGAGAAAUUUGAAAAAGAAGGUGACUCCCUCGUCGCCUACGACUCCGUCGCCGAAGUAA
This is a messenger RNA of Chondrus crispus (carragheen), 2058 nucleotides long. Its product is annotated as Serine/threonine protein kinase. The transcript has 2 exons. NCBI's taxonomy places the organism in Eukaryota, Rhodophyta, Florideophyceae, Gigartinales, Gigartinaceae. The record is from RefSeq and is a predicted model, not a curated record. Bases 1 to 2058 code for a protein of 685 amino acids. Gene Ontology annotation, biological process: protein phosphorylation. Gene Ontology annotation, molecular function: ATP binding; protein kinase activity.